CUCUAGGAAGUCAAUCUUCUUUUUCUGGAUUCUCAUCCUUCAAAUGAUGAUCUAAUUAAAUUUUCAAUGGGAUGACUCUUCCGAAUAUUUCUACAAAAUCAUUGAGUUGGACUCAUCUCCGGGUUUAGCCCUCAACUAUUCCGAUUGAUUUCUCAGGAGAACUGUCCUCCUUCGUUUGUGCAGUUGAUUGCUUGUAAAAUGGAAAGCAACAAAGAUAAUGAUUUUACAUUUUGCCAGGUCAGUGCACCCCCUGACCAAAAUGGUUCUGAUGAACAAACGGUGGUUCCUGGAAUAAGAAACAUCACUUUAGAAGAGGACGCUUCAAGUAGGCAAAGCAAAUAUGAGUUUAUAGUAUGGAAUAACAAGCUUCCUUAUUAUACCGCUGCAAAGAAGGAAGAAACGAUGGGAUCCUUGUCCUUCAAUGUCAUCAGUACAGCUCCUCAAAUGCACCCUAGUGAAGCUGCAAAACAGUCGGCUCCAGAUGGUACUGAGAGCUCAUCAAAUGAAAAAGCUGCACAGAAGCUUGUGUGUAGGGAGCCUGUUGCUCGGGCCAAGGUCCCUUUUGAAAAGGGCUAUAGCCAAAUGGAUUGGCUCAAGCUUACACGUACUAAUCCUGACCUUGCCGGAUUGAAAGGGAAGUCAAACAAGAGGCUUAUAUCAAUGCGUGAAGUAAGGCAGCACCAAACAGAAGGCUCUAUGUGGACAGUUUUAAAAGGCAGUGUGUAUAAUAUUACUCCUUACAUGAAAUUCCACCCUGGAGGCAUUGACAUGCUGAUGAAAGCUGUUGGGAAAGAUUGCACUCCUUUAUUCAACAAGUACCAUGCUUGGGUGAACGCCGAGUUCUUGCUCGAAAAGUGCCUCGUCGGCAUUUUGGAUGACACUGGUGAAAAGAGGUGAGUCGCAGAUUGGCACGAGGAAGCAAGGAGCGUGCCCCCGUGUUUUUCUUCGGAUUGGGCUCUAAAAAUGAAAAGUUGAAGUUGAUUAUUAUGAUACUUUUUGUGUUGAAGAUGGAGAAAUAUUUUGUUUAAAAAACUAUUUUUCUAAUAAACACUAGUACAGAGAAACACCCUCAGCUCUUAAUUUAGUGCAAACUAUCCUUCAAGUUAGGUCCUAUCUCCAUGAAAGAGGACCUGUAAGAGGACAUUAGCAAAUUUAAAAUUCCAGAACAAAUGAUUGAUAUCCUC
Cuscuta campestris is the source of this 1184-nucleotide messenger RNA. The record is from the annotation of a GenBank genome assembly. Lineage: Eukaryota; Viridiplantae; Streptophyta; Magnoliopsida; Solanales; Convolvulaceae.